GCUGUUAGCGCCACCUGUAAAGUUGCACAACUCAACUGUUUGCAAGAAGCUUGUCGAAAUUUUUUGCUUGUGUAGUUUGUCGUGCUAAUCUCGAAUUAAAAUUGUAUGCGUUUUCAAGCAAGAUUGGAGUUCGCUGCUAGUUUAUUAAACCAACAGACAGAAAGAGGAAGACAGAUAGAAAACGAAACAGCAAAACUUGUGAUAAUCCCAAGGAAUUACUGUACUUACCUACAAUUUUCCCCGGGCGUUUCAUCGUACCAAAUGGUAUACACCAACGCACAUAAAAUUUACUUUGAAAGUAGCGCCACCUAGGCCCAAAUAGCGUGCCAAUGCAGGACAAUAUUAAUAAGGGGGCAUACCUUGCUGCUGACUACACGACUCAGGGGUUUCAACAAGAAAGUGGAAAUUAUUUUGUACACAAAAACCAAUAUCAGCCUCAGGGGCCGGUGUUUUAUGCCCAGCACCCCGCUAACCAGAGUGAAGUACCCCAGCAGUACGUUGGCUACCAGAAUUAUGACAGUGAUGUGAGAAGUCGACAGGGAUGGGAACAAGAUCAUCAGGCUCAUCACAGUGGAAGCUAUGAUACUAGCCAGUACUAUCCAUAUACACCGGAAUAUCAGUCUCACCAAGGUGAUUCCAGUAGCUACAGGGGGAAUCAAAGACAACGUGGGAGGCUGCAGCAACAGAAGAGAGGAGGGUUGAGCCACCAUGGCAGAAGAGGUCAGGGACAGCAUCAACAGAGCAGAGGCGGCCACAGUGACCAGAGGCGAAACCACCAGUCAGCAAGGUCGAGAGAAGAUGCCACACCUGCUAACGAGAGAGACACGACCGAAGCUGUUGCUGCCCUGCAGAUAGACGAUGGCGUUUCGGGUUAUACUCAUACAGAGAGGCAGUCCUUUCUUGAUUAUAUGAACAGCGAUCUGCUUGACGAGAACUAUGCUACUACCAAGAACACCGCACCUGACAAAGCCGAAGAGGCAUGCAUUAAAGAGAAAACCAAAAGUAGAGAGAAGUCACGGACGACAAGACCAGACAAAGAUGCAAUUCGUAAGACCGACACCCACCAGAGAAAUGGUGCAUUUCAAUCAUUUCAGGAGAGGGGUAAUAGUGUUGGGAAAAAUAAAUUUGCAUCUUCAGCAGAGAAGCAACGAGAAGCCAGCAGAGGAGGUGCUCGACAAAAGCAAGGGGAAACUCGCUUCACCCAAGACAGGGGAUAUGCACACGAAAAGACUUACCAGGAAAGGAGACACCAGUAUGAGAAGGUCGGAAGAAACCAGGAGAGAUUCCGCCAAGAUAGAUCAAUAGAUGUUCGCCCUGCAGGUAAAAGUAGUGGCGAUCGAGGCAGGUUGCUGCGUGCAUUGGAGCUGGGUGACGAAUCGCACGACAACAAGAUUUGGACGCCGAGGGGCGUAGCGCCCAGAAACAGGAGCCAAGAUGCGAGGCUCAACACUCAGACGUCACCCGAUGCGCCACCGUCUACCAGCGACGACGCAGCGCGCGACGACCCCUCCCAGAUGGGGAUGCUCACCGAGCAGCUGACGCGUGGCACGUACGAGUGCAUGGUGUGCUGCGAGCGCGUGUGGCAGUCGGCGGCCAUCUGGAGCUGCGCCGAGUGCUACCACGUCUUCCACCUGCGGUGCGUGCGUCGCUGGGCGCAGUCGGCUGCGUCCGGCAGCUCGGGAGUCAGCGGCUGGCGCUGCCCCGCGUGCCAGAACACGAGCGAGGCGGUGCCGUCCGUCUACCGCUGCUUCUGCGGCCGCGCGACGGAGCCCGUGUGGAACCGCCGCGACGCGCCGCACACGUGCGGCGAGCCGUGCAGCAAGCGGCGCGGCGGCGGCUGCCCACACCCGUGCGGCAUCCUCUGUCACCCGGGGCCCUGCCCUCCGUGCGGCGCUGUUGUGACGAAAUCCUGCCUCUGCGGCAAGCGGACGCAGACGACGCGCUGCGGCCAGCAGGUGGACGUGCGCUGCGAGGAGGCGUGCGGAUGCACGCUGGACUGCGUCGUGCACGCGUGCGUGGCCGCGUGCCACGCGCCUCCAUGCGAGCCGUGCGCCGAGACGCGACGGCAGGCGUGCCACUGCGGCGCGACGACACGUGACGUGCGCUGCGGCUCGCAGCCGACCGACGCCGCGACGGGAGAGCCAGCACCCUUCGCCUGCGGGCAGACGUGCGGACGCGACCUCGCGUGCGGCAACCACACAUGCGAACGCGCGUGCCACCCCGGCGCGUGCGACGACUGCACGCUGACGCCGGCCAAUCAGACGCGCUGUCCGUGUGGGCAGCGCCCCCUAGUGGAGCUCGAGGCACCGGCACGCACGAGCUGCCUCGACGCGGUGGCAACCUGUGGGCAGGUGUGCGGGAAGCCACUGCUGUGCGGCCCCGAGGGGAAGCGCCACCGGUGCGGGGCCGCCUGCCACGAGGGGGCGUGCGCGGCAUGCGACAAGAGCACCUCGGUGCGUUGCCACUGCGGGGCGCUGGAGAAGGAGGUGCCGUGCCGAGAGCUGGCGGUGCUCGUGGGGGAGAAGCGGCUGCUCUGCAACAAGCGAUGUAAGAAGAAGCUUGACUGUGGCCGGCACAAGUGCAUCAAGCACUGCUGCACUGACGAGCAGCACAAAUGCGAGCAGGUGUGCAACCGGAAACUGCCGUGCGGCCUGCACAGCUGCGAGGAGUCGUGUCACCGUGGCAACUGCCCGUCGUGCUGGCACGCUAGCUUCGACGAGCUGCGGUGUCACUGCGGCGUGGCGGUGAUCUACCCGCCUGUGGCGUGCGGCACCACGCCGCCGGAGUGCGCGCGGCCAUGCUCGCGACAGCACGACUGCGAGCACGCCGUCAUGCACCCGUGCCACGCCGACGCGCGCUGCCCACCCUGCACGCACCUCACCAUCAAGUGGUGCAACGGCGGGCACGAGCAGCGCCACCACAUCGCAUGCCACGUGACGAACGUGUCGUGCGGGCGGCCGUGCGCGAAGCCGCUGCCGUGCGGCUGCCACACGUGCCUGCGCACGUGCCACGCGGGCGUCUGCCGCGCCGGCGACGCCGCGCCGUGCGCGCAGCCGUGCGCCGAGUCACGCGACGACUGCGGCCACGCGUGCGCGGCGCCCUGCCACGCCGGCGCCCCCUGCGCGAAGACGCCGUGCCGGCAGAGCGUCGAGAUGAGGUGCGUGUGCAAGACGCGCGUCGAGCGUCUGCCUUGCUGGAAACGCCGCAGCCUCGCGUCCAAGAUGGCGGCGUCGCUGCUCGGCGCGCGGGUCAGCGAGAUGCAGGCGGGCGAGGCGGUGAGUAUCGACAGCAUGCUGAGCGCGAGGCAGCGCGGCGAGGUGCUCGAGUGCAACGAGGAGUGCGCGCUGAUCGAGCGAAAUCGCCGCGUGGCGCUCGCGCUGCAGAUCGUCAACCCGGAGCUGACGAACAGGCUCGGCAACCCGAGCUACUCGCCGUUCCUGCGCGAGUUUGCGAAGAAGAACCUCGCGAUCGCGGCGGCCGUCGAGCGGCAGCUCACCGAGCUCGUGCAGGAGGCGAAGAAGUCGAAGCUGAAGCAGAAGAGCUUCUCGUUUCCCGUGAUGAACCGCGAGCAGCGCCACCUGGUGAACGAGCUCGCGGAGUACUACGGCUGCGCGACGGUCAGCUACGACGUCGAGCCGAAGAAGAACGUCGUUGCGACGGCCGAGCGCGACAAGUGCUUCAUGCCGUCCGUGUCGCUGGUGGCGCUAGCGCAGCGCGAGAUGCAUGGCCCCAAGUGCCCGAUGCCGAUCCCGCACAACGCGACCGCCGCCGACAAGAUCGACCAGCUGAAGGCGGCGGCGAAGGCGGCCAAUCAGAGCACGGCGAUCAUGGGCGCGACGUCGGGCGAGAUCACCGACUAUUUCGACAUGACUUAGAAUUGUGCGUCGCAGAGAGCGAUUCGGGCGGGAUACGCGCGCACGCGUUGUGGUGGUGAUGAUAGACUAGGUGGGAGCGGGUGGGGGGUGGUAGGCCAAACGGAAAUGUUAGCGUGUGUUAAAACUCAGCGAACAAACGUGCGGUUACGUUUGUCGUCGUCUGCACGUUCUAGGUUGGAAGCUUUUUUUAGCCGGAUAGGUUUUUCACUUGAAUUAGAAGGUACAAGCGUGAGUGUUUGCAUCUAUUUGAUAAUACGUCUGCUGUAAUUGGCCGUAGUAAAGCAGUGGUUAACGUGGCAGUGUUGUAGAAAGAACUACGCUACUUCGGUUCUGGGUAUUGGCUUAUGUUGUGAUGUAUGAGUGUGCAUGUGAUGCGAGUACGUUACAAGCGUGGUAACGAGUUUGCAGUGACAAGUUUGAUGUAGCAGAUUGCGAAGCAUGGCAACUUUAGUGGAAAUGAGUAGCUAUAGAAGAAGAAUCACUAUACAAUUGAAUUUUCGAGAAUAGCGUGUCAUGUGUGCAUAGGACAAUAUGCAUAGUGUGUUUUUCUGGUUCUGAAUGAAUCUAUCGCAUCUCAGAUAAUAAUUGGCAGUGUUUGGCAACAAAUCGAGGAUUGUUCAGUUAUGAUGAAAUAUCUUGAAGACUAUUUCCAAUACCUCUACAUUUAGAGAGCUGCAUGGGCAUAUGAAAUGUUGUUGCUUUUAUGAAUAAAAACUGGAUAAGAUACCGUG
This is a messenger RNA of Priapulus caudatus, 4606 nucleotides long. RefSeq names its product transcriptional repressor NF-X1-like. The record is from RefSeq and is a predicted model, not a curated record. Bases 330 to 3875 code for a protein of 1181 amino acids. Gene Ontology annotation, molecular function: DNA-binding transcription factor activity, RNA polymerase II-specific; RNA polymerase II transcription regulatory region sequence-specific DNA binding; zinc ion binding. Gene Ontology annotation, cellular component: nucleus. NCBI's taxonomy places the organism in Eukaryota, Metazoa, Priapulida, Priapulimorpha, Priapulimorphida, Priapulidae. The transcript has 3 exons. Gene Ontology annotation, biological process: negative regulation of transcription by RNA polymerase II.